Sinocyclocheilus anshuiensis is the source of this 707-nucleotide messenger RNA. Its product is annotated as ribonuclease P protein subunit p20-like. Gene Ontology annotation, molecular function: nucleic acid binding. The coding region runs from base 10 to 498 and encodes 162 amino acids. NCBI's taxonomy places the organism in Eukaryota, Metazoa, Chordata, Actinopteri, Cypriniformes, Cyprinidae. The transcript has a single exon. Gene Ontology annotation, biological process: tRNA 5'-leader removal. Gene Ontology annotation, cellular component: nucleolar ribonuclease P complex; nucleus; ribonuclease MRP complex. The record is from RefSeq and is a predicted model, not a curated record.
GAUUAACGGAUGUCUUGUUCUUUUGGUACAGUGCUUUUCCCGUGUUUUGACAUGGCCGAGCCACGCAGCCCGGUGUCCGCUUCUGUACCCCACAAGCUGAUGGUGCUGCCCACCCCAGAGGGCUCAACGCUUGAGAUGGACCCGCUGGAGUAUACCCUCCGCAAGCGUCUGCCGCGCAAACUGCCCAAACGACGGAACGACGUCUACGUCAACAUGAAAACAGACUUAAAGGCCCAGCUGGCGAGGUGUCAGAAACUUCUGGACGCUCAUAGGGAAAUCUGCAUCCACGGUCUGGGGCUGGCCAUCAACCGGGCCAUUAACAUCGCCCUGCAGCUCCAGACGUCCAGCCAGGGUGCGCUGCAGCUGGCGGCCAACACAUCCACUGUAGAGCUCAUAGAUGAUCUGGAGCCCGAUGACCUGGAUGAGGCGGGGGAGCCGCUGACACGCACCCGUAAUAACUCCGCGAUACACAUCAGGGUGUUUCAUCCCAACGCAUAGAGCCAGUAUCAGUAUUAACACAACAAAUGGCAACUUCAAAGACUUCAUAAACAUUAAUGUAAUGUUCGUGGUGUGUGUGAGUGAGAGUGGGUUAAAGGUGAUGUCUGUUUUAUUUUGUAUGACUUCUGUUCUGGUUCAGCCUGAAGCUUAUUUAAUUAAUUGCUGUGGUGUUCUUGAAUGUUUCAUUUGAGAAAGAAUGCAGAAAGGAA